AUGUCGGAGGCGCAUGGAAACGGCGAUUUUCCCUCCUCGCCGACUCCAGGCUCGAGCUGCGGCGCGGUGCGAGGCCGGUUCUCGCUGCCGUCCCCUCGGGGCCGCGGCGCCGUGGCCGCCAUCGAGGAGGAGGAAGAGGAGCCGGAGGCGCCGGGCGAGCAGCCCGCGGCCGCCGGCGAUGAGCACGGGAGGGGGCUGAUCCGGCGCUGGUACCGGGAGCUCAUCUGCAGCCUGCAGCAAAAUCGUGAGGAUAUGCUGGGUUCAAAAACCAACAGACUGAUAGAAUCUUUGGCAGAAGCCAAUCAGCUGUUCACUGGAGUUUCCCACCCACGAGAGGCUGCCCUGGAUGCCCAGUUUCUUGUCUUAGCAUCACACCUGGGACAGGAGGCGGCCAGUGAGUUGCACUCUGACGGGACAGCUUUUGAUUCAGCAGCAUUUGCAGGAGACGUGCUAACCUUCAUGGGAAUAAAUGAUAUAGAAGAAAGUCCUGAAGGCACUUCAGGUGGCUGUUUGCCUGGUAAUGCCUGGCAUAGACUGGGAGAAGAAGCAGAGAAACACUUCAGAAGAGCACCCACUUUUCACUAUAUGUUGGGAACUUUCAAGUCUGAUCCUCCUGUACCAAGGCAAUGGAUUGAGAGGCAGAAAAAGGCUGGAGGUGGAGAAGAAAAAAGAGCACGGCUUGCCCAGUUAAAGGAAACGGAGGUGGCUCCUGAGGAAGCCACAGAAAAAGCCGUAGAGAGGAUCUUGGGGUUACUGCGAGCUUAUUUUCACAGUGAUGCCAAUACACCCAUUUCCUUCUUCGACUUUGUGAUCGAUCCAAACUCUUUUGCACGCACGGUGGAAAACCUGUUCCACGUGUCCUUCCUGAUAAAGGAUGGUUUUGCAAGAAUAACACUGGAUGAGGAUAAAUUGCCAAUAAUAGAGCCUUGUGAAGAGGACGAGGGAAGGGAGGAUGCCCGUAGGUCUCCGUCACGGAACCCGGCUGUCAUAUCUCUGAGCCAUGAGGAGUGGAAGAAGGUCAUUGAAGCAUUUGAAAUAACAGAGCCCAUGAUUACCCCUCCUUGUGCCAGAGAUGAAGAUGAAAUGGAGACAGCUUAA
Colius striatus (speckled mousebird) is the source of this 1098-nucleotide messenger RNA. Its product is annotated as non-structural maintenance of chromosomes element 4 homolog A-like. The record is from RefSeq and is a predicted model, not a curated record. Gene Ontology annotation, cellular component: Smc5-Smc6 complex; nucleus. The transcript has 10 exons. The coding region runs from base 1 to 1098 and encodes 365 amino acids. NCBI's taxonomy places the organism in Eukaryota, Metazoa, Chordata, Aves, Coliiformes, Coliidae. Gene Ontology annotation, biological process: DNA repair.